Molecule: messenger RNA, 5107 nt
Organism: Oryzias melastigma (Indian medaka)
Lineage: Eukaryota; Metazoa; Chordata; Actinopteri; Beloniformes; Adrianichthyidae
Gene: vps50
Product: VPS50 EARP/GARPII complex subunit
Exons: 27
Coding region: 222-3236 (1004 amino acids)
Biological process (GO): endocytic recycling; retrograde transport, endosome to Golgi
Cellular component (GO): EARP complex
Molecular function (GO): SNARE binding
Source: RefSeq, a predicted model, not a curated record
UAUUUGAUUAAUUGAAUACGUUUUAGAAAAAAAAGGUUCUUCUUAAAUACAGUAAUCGACUACAUCUCCCAUGAUGCUGUAGGAUGUUUCCGGAUUUUACAUCUCCUGUCACGUGACAGUCAACCAUGGCUACCCUCUCGUAAUGAUGUACAAUAGAUAAAAACAGGCUCUUUCGAUACUUUAAUUAUUGGAUUUGCCUACUCAAACAAGUCGGACUAACAAUGCAGAAAAUUAAGUCUCUUAUGGCCCGUCAGGGCCUGAAGAGUCCUCAAGAGAGCAUGGCUGACCUCAGUCCUGUGGAGAAUCUGAGAAUCCCCAGCAAGGAGGAGUUACGGGAGCUGAGACAGCAGCCCAUUGACCCCCAGGCCGAACAAGAAAUCAUUGACAGCAUUGGGGAGGUCUACUUCUCCAACGACUCCUUUGACAUGGUGCAGCAUGAACUGGAGAAACUCCCGCCUGAGCUGAACUUACAGGAGCUGGAAGAGUAUAGAGAUAAGCUGAAGAGACAACAAGCAGCAGUUUCUAAAAGGGUUGCCGAUCUCAUUCUGGAGAAACAGCCUUCCUAUGUUAAGGAGCUAGAGAGGGUGACGGCAUUACAGACCAACCUGCAGCUGGCAGCAGUGAUUUGCACUAACGCAAGAAGGCAACUCAAUGUGGCGAAAGCAGGGUUUACAGAGGCCAGCCUGGGUCUGCUAGCCAAUCAGAGGAGGCGACAACUGCUGACAGGCCUGCUCAAAUCUCUGAGGACCAUCAAGACCUUGCAAAGAACAGAUGUAAGACUGAGUGAGAUGCUGGAGGAGGAAGACUAUCCAGGUGCCAUCCAGCUUUGCCUGGAAUGCCAAAAGGCUGCCAGCACCUUCAAACACUACAGCUGCAUAAGUGAGCUGAAUUCAAAGCUACAAGACACUUUGGAACAAAUAGAGGAGCAGCUUGACGUCGCCCUGUCGAAGACUUGUAAGCACUUUGAUGUUUUGCACUACACCAAAGUCCAGAUGGCCUACACACUCCUGGGAAAAACACAGACCGCUAUGGACCAGCUACACAUGCACUUCACCCAAGCCAUCCAUAAUACGGUGUUCCAAGUGGUGCUGGGAUACGUCGAGCUGUGUGCCGGCAAUGCUGACACCAAAUUCCAGAAGAUGCAGUAUAAAGACCUGUGCACGCACAUCACCCUUGACAGCUACAUUCCCUGCCUGACCGAUCUUUGCAAAGCUUUGUGGGAGGUGAUGCUGAGCUAUCACCGCACCAUGCAGUGGCACGAGGAGCAGGACAAACAGGAGACCACGCCCACUCCAGAUGAGUCCGACGAGUUGACUGUGGAUCGCAGCUACGUCAAAAAGAAGUUGGAGCACGGACUCUCACGGAUCUGGCAGGUUUGUCUCCUCUGUUGUGUUUUUAUUUUUAUUUUUUCUAUCUCCACCCAACUCUUUUUUUCCUUCAGAUUCCAACUCCACAAAGUCUUCUUGCACAAAUCACACCGUUCUAAUCUCCCUCCACAGGACGUCCAGCUGAAAGUGAAGUCUUACAUCCUGGGAACGGACAUGUCCAACUUCAAAUAUGACGAUUUCAUUGUGGUUCUGGACGUCAUCAGCAGGUUGAUGCAGGUUGGUGAGGAGUUCUGUGGCAGCAAGUCUGAGGUCCUGCAGGAGUCGAUCAAACGCCAGAGUGUUAACUACUUCAAAAACUAUCACAGAGCACGUCUGGAGGAGUUGAGGAUGUUUCUUGAGAAUGAGACGUGGGAGCUUUGUCCAGUCAAGUCCAACUUCAACAUCGCCCAGCUCCAUGAGUUCAAGUUCAUGGGCCAGUGUCGCUCUCCAUCCAUGUCCCCGAGCAGACAGGCGGCGUCCUCCUCCUACGCAGCCCGGGAGGAGCUGUCGCUGUUCCAGCAGUUCCUUCAGGACGGGAACCCCUUUGAGAUGCACAUCGAGCAGAAAGAAGAGGAGACGGAGGACGUGCUGGCCUCUAAUGGGUAUGAGUCGGAUGAGCUGGAGAAGAGCGUGUAUCAGGAAUACGACAGCGACAGCGACGUCGCCGAGGAGCUCAAGCAGGACUAUGUUGACGAGCAGACAGGUGACGCCCCUCUGAAGAGCGUAUCCCGAGAGACGAUAAGAAGCAAGAGAAAGUCCGACUACUGUCUCAAUAAGGCAAAUGCUCCAAUCCUCACCAACACCACCCUCAACGUCAUUCGACUCGUCGGCAAAUACAUGCAGAUGAUGAACAUCCUCAAACCGAUUGCUUUUGAUGUCAUCCACUGUGUGUCCCAGCUGUUUGACUACUACCUUUACGCUGUGUACACCUUCUUUGGACGCAACGAUAUGUAUGAGUCAUCAGGUCUGGGCCUCAUCAGCAGCAGGCUGAGAACCACGCUGAACCGGAUCCAAGAGAGCCUCAUUGACAUGGAUCCCGUCGGGGAGAACGCAGGAGUCCACGGCCCGACGGAGGACCGGAAGGAGAAGGUGCCCAGCCCCCACCUCAGCCAACUGGUGGUUCUCACGAACAGUGAGACGCUCUACGGUCUGGCUCAGAGGGUGGUGGCCACCGAGUCUCUAGCAUUUCUGGCUGAGCAGUUCGAGUCCCUGCAGUCGCAUUUGGAUGCAAUGAUGCCUGCAGCCAAGAAGCCCUUCCUGCAGCAGUUUUAUUCCCAGACGGUGUCUACAGCCAGCGAGCUGCGGAAGCCAAUCUACUGGAUCGUGGCGGCCAAGGCCAUCGACUACGAGCAGAUGCUGCUCAUGAUGGCUGGAGUCAAAUGGGACAUUAGGGAGAUAAUGUCACAGCACAACAUAUAUGUGGACGUCCUGCUGAAGGAGUUUGAGCAGUUUAACAAGCGUCUGGGGGAGGUGUCCAGGCAGGUGCGCAUCCCCCUGCCCGUGUCCAACGUCCUGUGGGAGCACUGCAUCCGCCUGGCCAACAGGACACUCGUUGAAGGAUAUGCUAACGUGAAGAAGUGCAGUAACGAGGGCCGGGCCCUGAUGCAGUUGGACUUUCAGCAGUUCUUGAUGAAGCUGGAGAAGCUGACGGACCUGCGGCCUAUUCCCGACAAGGAGUUUGUGGAAACCUACAUCAAGGCUUAUUACCUGACUGAGAAUGACAUGGAGCAGUUCAUCAAGAACCACAGGGAAUACUCCAUGAAGCAGCUCGCCAACCUGGUCAACGUGUGUCUGGGUUCACAUAUAAACAAGAAGGCUCGACAGAAACUUCUAGCCGCCAUCGACGACAUUGACAGGCCCAAAAGAUAAACUACUGAACGGAUCAUAACUUGUAAACACCUCGAAAGAGACGCCCAGCAUUGAAUGUCUUCAUCUUCAGCUAAAGGAUGCAUUUAUAGCGUAAACCAGUGUCAAGUGAAGCUGACAUGUUGUAAAGUUCAUGUUAAUUCUGUCAUUUAUGGGUAAAAUCCGCUGUAAACUGCUGCUCCUUUACUGCACUCUAUAAGCUGCACACGUGGAUCCUGUCACCUGCUCUCCGCCGCUAAUAUGUUAUUUAUUACAUUUAUCUGUAAAGCGUCAGUGGCAGCUUCUCUAUCUAUCUAUCUAUCCGUUUGUUUUUACAUGAACUGCAUCAUUCAAAAAUAUUUCAGACUCAAAAAAGAAAAAGCAGGCAUGACUCCUUAAAUUGGAUUCACUUCAUAGCUUUGAGGGAAUAUUUCCCCUGAAAAAGCUGCUGGUUGGAGGUUUGAUUGACACAUCGGAUUCACCUUAAUGACUUAUUAUGUAGCUCGCGUCUGCCGUUUGGGCCUAAGGGGUUUAAGUUUUGUUGUGCCUGAUUUGAUAGGUUUUUUUUAGUCCAUAAAUAAAAUAAAUUAAAUAUAAAGAGGAUGAUUCACACAGUAAUAUAGUACAUGGUAUAUAUUCACAGCAGCUGCUUUUGUUAGUUUGCCAUCUGUCACCUCCGAGGAGGAAAUCGCUCGGCAUCCUGGGAGGAGUUUUUCUGGAGCGUCUCAUCUUUCAGUCUGACAUUUGGGAGGAGAAGGUGAAUGGGUCUUAGUUUUCUUUCAGUUUGUAAAUGUACAACCUUCUGAUGUUGGUUUUUGGAACCCAGGGUUUCUAAUAGAAGCUAAAAGGUGAAAUCCAAACAUUAAAGCCAUAGAUGUUCACACUAGUUCUCUAAAAACUGCUUUAGUCUUUGAUAAAAAGAUGCUUUAAAUAGUAAAAGCGAGUUAUUUUUCCAACCUCAUUUUGUUCAUUUGUUGACUUAAAUGUGUCAAUAAAGUUAUUUUAAACGCAAAAAUUGUCUUUAUAUAAAUGCGUAAAAAUCAAAAUAUGUGACGUUAACGCAACUAUAUUAAGUAAACUGAUAGUUUUCAUGACUUAACAAUUUCAUUAUCAUAUUUUGAUUUUUUUUUCUUUUAUUCCUACAAAAUAAAAGUUUAUUUAAAAGAACACAAUAUGGCUUCUAACUUUCAUCUUUUCUUAGUAUAAAUUUGUUUAUUUUCUUAACAACCUAAACAUCAGAAUAUUUGUAGCUGUUUGAAACUACAUUUAUUUAUUUUUUUUUUCAUUGAUAAUAAAAAACCAGCCCUUUUUAAAUGUGUGCUUUUGUUGCGUUUUUUUAAUCAAAGUCCAAUUAAAACAUGAAACUGAGUUAAACUUGAAACAAAUUGAUGGGGUGUUUUUGUGUUAAAAUGAUACUUUUGGCUUUAAUGUUCUGGAUUUUCCAUCAUCUAUGUUAAACUUAAUGAAGAAAAGAGUUAAAACUAGAGUUCUUCCGUAGCUCCGCCUCUUUUCACCUUCCUCCUGACCUGAGCCGUGGUGGCGAUUUGUCAGAUAAAUUAUCAUUAUUCAUGAAGACAAACUUUCAGGUUUUGAGGCAGCUUUGAAAUGUUUAUGGACUUCAAAUGUGAAUGUUUCACCUGGUUUAUUUAUUUCUUGCCUUUUUGUUUUUUUUUGUAUUGAUCAGUAGUGUUCAGUCAUUUCUCACCUCACCUGUAACUUAAUCAAAUAGUUAAAAACGUCCAAACGUGUUGAUUGUGGAGUGCACUAUAGCAGAUUCCUGUAACUGUACCACCUUGAUUCUCAUAAAUACACUAAAACAUGAAUGUUUAUUCUCUGUAUUUACUCACUUUAUCUUUGUAAUGUGUUGAAGAACAUUAAACAUUGUUUGAAACUGA